Iphiclides podalirius (scarce swallowtail) is the source of this 429-nucleotide messenger RNA. Lineage: Eukaryota; Metazoa; Arthropoda; Insecta; Lepidoptera; Papilionidae. The record is from the annotation of a GenBank genome assembly.
AUGGUAACUGUUCCAACGAAUUGUCCCGAAGGUCAACAACUUGUUAAUGGAGUAUGUCGUGACAUUUGGCAAUUUCAUCCUAUUGAUCAGCAUAUCAAGGACAACGCUCCACUUAACAUGAUAACAGUACCACAAAACUGUCCCCCCGGGCAAGAGCUGGUCAAUGGGGUUUGUCGCGAAAUUUGGAGGAAUUUGCCUACAAGUCCGCUUCCACCAAUAGCUGAAGAAACCAAUUUUUUCGAAGAACUUAUUAAAAGAUUCCAAUAUACCAUGUAUGAACGUGAAAAACGUCAAGUGGACUUCGUUGCAGAAGAAAUGCUUGCGUUACUUGACAAAGUGAACACAGAUAGAAAUAUUAUAAGCGUUCCAAAUCAAUGUCCUAUUGGCUACAAACCUGAUAUACUCGGAAUCUGUCGGCCAAUUUUUGAU